Molecule: messenger RNA, 1743 nt
Organism: Morone saxatilis (striped sea-bass)
Lineage: Eukaryota; Metazoa; Chordata; Actinopteri; Moronidae
Product: cAMP-responsive element modulator-like
Exons: 4
Coding region: 54-593 (179 amino acids)
Biological process (GO): regulation of transcription by RNA polymerase II
Cellular component (GO): ATF4-CREB1 transcription factor complex; nucleus
Molecular function (GO): RNA polymerase II cis-regulatory region sequence-specific DNA binding; DNA-binding transcription factor activity, RNA polymerase II-specific
Source: RefSeq, a predicted model, not a curated record
AAAGUCCUGUCAAGUUCCUGUCUGAAGGGACACAGAAGCUGCCGUCUGUGGCCAUGACCGGCACACAAACACCACAGCCUUUAUCAAGCACCCUUCAGUACUACGGGGGGACGCUGAAACGCAUGCAGCAAUAUUGUAUGCCCCAAAUGCCAGUCCGAUUUUCUCAAGGAGGACCCGUCAGGUUCCUGCAGGAGGGAAUACAGAACCUGCCAGCUACGGCCACAAACAGCAAACAGACACCACAGCCUGCACCGAGACCCCUUGAGUACAACAGGAAGAUGUUGGAUGGUCCACGGAACAAUGGCACCACAAGUGACUUGACUGCCUGCCAGCUGCGCAACCCCAGUUCCAGCCUCCCACAGGGGGUGGCGGGGUCCAGCGCUCAUAGCUCCCAAAAACCCAUAGAGGGAGCCUUACAAAAGAGGGAGCUCCGAUUGAUGAAGAACAGGGAAGCCGCCCGGGAGUGUCGACGAAAGAAGAAGGAAUAUGUCAAAUGCCUCGAAAAUCGCGUGGCCGUGCUCGAAAAUCAAAACAAAACUCUGAUUGAGGAGCUAAGAGCCUUAAAGGACAUCUAUCGACACAAAGUGGAGUGAUCCCUCUGACUGGAAGAGGAGCCGGGGAUUGUGUUUGUUAGUGGUGUACUUCUGUGACGGUGUCUUGAGGACUCUGGUUUUGCUUAUACAGACCCACAUGCACACAAACACACACAAAUAAACACACACUAUCACAAAACACUCCUUGUCCUUGCUGUUAAAUGUGUUUACACGAUGAUGUCAAUGUUUCUGGCUCUGAAUUAUCCUCACGCCACCACCAGCAAAAAAACAAAACAAGAACUUUGUUUCAGGUCAGGGUUAUUAUCAGCGAGUACUAUGAGGAGUUUAUGUCCCUUUGAAAAUGGAGGCUACCAGAAGUAGCCGGAAAAGAAUGAGGGACUAUAUGGACCAUCUGCAAACCUCGCAACGCCUUACUGGAGAUGGAGAAGGCCCAGCUGGAGCGCCUCACUAACCCGAGCACCCAAAAACUAGAUCCACUUACGCCUUUGCCGUUACCACCUUAACUGCACUGCAUUUGACAUUCCUUUAUGCUCCGUUUUAUAAUUUGGCUCUAUUAAAAUGCCAUAUCAGUUGUCUUUAUGAUGGUCUGUUUUGCUGUUUUGUUCAGGAAAUGCUGCAAAAAGCCAAAUGUUCUAAAAGGGAAUCGGGUCCUCGGGGCUUCACGUAGCAAUGAUUCAUUUUAUUCCACCUCAGAAAUCCUGAUGCAAGCACAUGACCAGGAAUUAACACCUACCACUGCACUUAUCACCCACGUUACUUUGUAUUUAAUGUAAGAGACCUACCAGGAUCUGUUGUGCAUCUGCUUCUAACCUGUGGCAUGUCUUAUUUAUUACCCUAGCUGCAUUUUUUAGAGUUUUGAAUACCAGUGCAUGGUUUUUACAUACAAAAAGGAAAAAAAAAACGUAUUUAUCUUAAUAUGAAUGAGUGUAUAUUUAGUUCAAGAAUACAGGCUUUUGUGGAAAUUGUAUUAACUCACUGUUUUUAACUGUUUUUGUUUUGUCUCAGUAUACAUGGUUGAAUUUAGAAGUUAUUUAUCUAACUAUCAUUUUGAAUGUGGUUAAUUAGAAAUGUCUUUGUCGGUGCAUAAUUUCUCCUCUGUAAUACCUUAGCCAUUGUCUUGUUCUGAUCACACCUUAUUCAAAAGGUCUUAUAGACAUAUUUUUUAAAUGUAUUCUCUUCAAUAAAGUUC